Molecule: messenger RNA, 2823 nt
Organism: Cyclopterus lumpus (lumpfish)
Lineage: Eukaryota; Metazoa; Chordata; Actinopteri; Perciformes; Cyclopteridae
Gene: kcnn1b
Product: potassium intermediate/small conductance calcium-activated channel, subfamily N, member 1b
Exons: 10
Biological process (GO): potassium ion transmembrane transport
Cellular component (GO): plasma membrane; neuronal cell body; neuron projection
Molecular function (GO): small conductance calcium-activated potassium channel activity; calmodulin binding
Source: RefSeq, a predicted model, not a curated record
AUGAGGUUGAUUCUGGUUAAACCCACCAACGCAACGCGACGUCUUGACUCAACAGGUGAAGUCUUCCAUGAUGGGGACCACGAGCAUGCUACUUCAGGAGGUCCAUCACCACCGACAAAACCUCCUGAUGGGAUGCCUGAUCGAUACUCAGGUACCUCUGUGGAAACAUCUUCUUCCCCACAAGAAACAAGUCUGUGCUGUGUUUCAUCCUCACCUCACGAAAAAUCUAAUGGAAUCAGUCCACCAAGAGAUUCAGUCCAGAUGUCGCCAAUGAAAACCAGAAACCUAACCUUAUCACAGCUGAGUGAUCAUGACUGGCUGCUGCUUUGUGGCCAGGUUAGCAGUGUUGGAGAUGACUCGCCAUCAGCGGAGAAAGCUGGCUCCAGUGUGGGACAUCCAAACCACAAUGACAGAUGUGGUUGUUCCUGUCUUGAUGCACACCAACCUCCAAAGGCUUCGAGUUUUCAUCCUCAAUCAAAACAAGGCACCGUCCAGCAAGACUGUCUCUCCAGAGUUUCAAACAAGAGAAGCCUUUCAUCUUCACCACACACUCAGCCUUUUCCCCAAAGCACCCAAGCGUUGACCACUUGCCAGGUUUUACCACAGCAAACAAAUCAAAAGGAUCUUUUGAAACCUGCAACAAACCAUCCACAGGAGAAUUUCCUGCUCCGCUGCAGUGACCAAGAAAGUCAAAAGAAGCUAUUUCAACAACAGCCUUGCAAUCAUUUGCAACUUAAAGAGAGCAACCAAGCAACUUUAUUCAACAUUCCUCUGAACUCCAUUGAGUGUGUUGAGACAAAUCAGACGCUCUACCAACACCCUCAGCCUGCUGUCACUGCAGACUUCAACUGGAGAGAGCUUUUUGGCAAAGAACCACUGUUAGUUCAGCAAUGUCAAAAACAAGACUCUAACUGCUCGAUGAGCGGUGAUGAGACCUGCAAGUCACCUGGAGAUCCCUCCAUCGGCCUCAAGUGUCGACAUCUCCCUUGCAACCCUUUGACCAGCACUCCGCGGGUACAGAGGUCGUCUACUCCAGCCAGUAACAAAAGUGUCCAGUCCUUCUAUACCAGCCAUUAUAGCUCACUUGAGAACCAGGAUUUAGUGACAAAGAGAGCUAGACAGCGACAAAGUCAGACAAACCCUCAGCACCACAGUAGAUCAAGACUCUCCCUCCCCAAACACACUCCACCUACCUCCGCCUUAGACACCGGUGACAUAGUCAACGGGGACGCGGUGCGACCGCUAAGCAGCCAUGGCAAUUUAAGAUCCAGUCUUGCAGAUCUUUACUCGGGUCAACAGCCUCUUCAGCUUCUUCAUAGUGCCGUGCUAGAGGAUGCCUUCUCCAAAGUCAUCAGAGAAGAUUCCAGUAAGGCCAACAGUGAGAACCUGACCAGAGAGGAAGUCAGCGUACCACAGAAGAAGACCAAGGACAUUAGCUACCGGCUGGGCCAGAGAAAAGUUCUCUUUGGAAAGCGCAAACAGUUGAGUGACUACGCCUUGGUCUGUGGGAUGUUUGGCAUCAUCGUUAUGGUCAUCGAGACUGAGCUGUCGAGGGGAUUUUACAGCAAGGAAUCCAUGUGUUCAUAUGUACUGAAAGGCCUGAUCAGCAUCUCCACUGCUAUUCUUCUUGGACUCAUUGUGAUGUACCAUGCAAGGGAAAUCCAGCUCUUCAUGGUGGAUAACGGAGCAGACGAUUGGAGGAUAGCGAUGACCUUUGAGCGGAUUCUCUUUGUUGCGUUUGAGCUCCUUAUCUGUGCCAUCCAUCCAAUCCCGGGCCAGUAUGUGUUCACCUGGACUGCUCGACUGGCCUUCAGCUACACAGCAUCAGUGGCGGACGCUGACAUUGACAUCAUCCUCUCUGUACCAAUGUUCCUGCGCCUCUACCUCAUUGGCCGGGUCAUGCUGCUUCACAGCAAGCUGUUCACGGACGCUUCCUCCCGCAGUAUCGGGGCGCUCAACAAGAUCAGCUUUGACACUCGUUUUGUCAUGAAGACUCUGAUGACCAUCUGCCCUGGCACAGUCCUGCUGGUCUUCAGUGUGUCCUGUUGGAUCAUUGCAGCAUGGACCGUGCGUGUAUGUGAAAGGUAUCACGAUGCACAGGAGGUGACCAGUACCUUCCUUGGAGCAAUGUGGCUAAUCUCCAUCACCUUCCUGUCCAUCGGCUACGGCGAUAUGGUCCCUCACACCUACUGCGGGAAGGGGGUUUGCCUGCUGACAGGAAUCAUGGGAGCAGGCUGUACAGCAUUAGUGGUCGCCGUUGUUGCAAGGAAAUCAGAACUCACCAGAGCCGAAAAGCACGUCCAUAACUUCAUGAUGGACACUCAACUCUACAAAAAGGUAAAAAACACAGCAGCCAAUGUCUUAAGGGAGACGUGGCUCAUCUACAAAAACACCAAGCUCGUAAAGAAGGUUGACCGUGCCAAAGUACGCCACCAUCAGCGUAAAUUUCUGCAAGCCAUCCACCAGUAGCAGCGACUGCGAAGAGUCAAAAUGGAGCAAAGGAAACUGGCUGAUCAGGCCAAUACAGUUGCUGACCUUGCCAAGACUCAGAACAUGAUGUAUGAUCUGGUGUUGGAGCUUCAACAUCGAAGUGAGGAGCUGGACAGGAGGAUUGUAGCUCUGGAAGAGAAACUGGACUCCAUCCUUCUCAGCGUGCAGUCGCUGCCUGUUGUGCUUUCUCAAGCAAUAACAAAGCUACAGAAGGAUUUCCUGGACGACUUGGCCUGUCGUGUCCACUUCCUGUCAUCCUCCCUGAGCUCUGAGUGCUGUUCAGUCCCUGCCAGGCAGCUCUGUCCAAGACCAGAGACCCCAUACAGCUCAUAG